This is a messenger RNA of Sorghum bicolor (sorghum), 957 nucleotides long. Its product is annotated as putative ripening-related protein 5. The transcript has a single exon. NCBI's taxonomy places the organism in Eukaryota, Viridiplantae, Streptophyta, Magnoliopsida, Poales, Poaceae. Bases 382 to 957 code for a protein of 191 amino acids. The record is from RefSeq and is a predicted model, not a curated record.
UAGUCAACAACAACGAAUCAUGUUUGUUAUCACCCAUCUUAGACCACCUAUUAAACAAGUCAUCUAUACUCUAAGGAGACGAUAUCCCAAACAUUAAAUAUACAAUACGCCACAAGAAUUUGGCAUAUAAACAAUCGAAAAAGAGACGUUGAAUACAGCACAUAAGAACGGAUUACCGUCUCGAGAAUGGCAUCCACUCAAACCAUUCCGUACGCCAUGUGCAUCAGUGCAAGUUCAUACUAAUGUAGCAAGCAGGAAAGGCCACUAUAUAUAAUCCCAUGCACGACUAAUCUCAAAACCAUCAAGCACAGCAGAGCUCGACAAACAAAAAGAAAAAAAAAACAGAGUGAGAAGGAGCUCGACCAUUUCUUCAGGCAAGCAAUGAUGGCCACUGCGAGAGGGAUAGCCGCCAUGGCGAUGUUCUUCCUAGUUGCCCUCUCCGCCUCCCACAUGGCAUCCUCCCUCCGCCCUGGCACCGGCCUCGGAACGUGCCGCGUUAGCGGGUACCUCCCUGGCCACUCUGGCAACUGCCAGAAGAGCAACGACCCAGACUGCUGUGAAGAUGGAAAGAAGUAUCCACAGUACCACUGCUCGCCACCGGUGACUGCGAGCACCAAGGCCGUGCUGACGCUCAACAGCUUUGAGAAGGGCAAGGAUGGCGGUGGCCCAUCAGAGUGCGACAACGCGUACCACAACGACGAGGAGAAGGUGGUGGCGCUCUCCACAGGGUGGUUCAGCAACAUGGCGCGUUGUGGUCAUCAAAUCAAGAUCAGCGCCAACGGCAAUUCCGUGUACGCCAAGGUGGUGGACGAGUGUGACUCCGUGCACGGCUGUGACGACGAGCACAAUUUUGAGCCACCGUGCGACAACAACAUCGUCGACGCCUCACCGGCGGUGUGGAACGCCCUGGGACUCGAUCUAAACCUCGGGAUGGUGGACAUCACCUGGUCCGAGUGA